Molecule: messenger RNA, 7435 nt
Organism: Camelus dromedarius (Arabian camel)
Lineage: Eukaryota; Metazoa; Chordata; Mammalia; Artiodactyla; Camelidae
Gene: PCLAF
Product: PCNA clamp associated factor
Exons: 4
Coding region: 3157-3678 (173 amino acids)
Biological process (GO): translesion synthesis; regulation of cell cycle
Cellular component (GO): nucleus
Molecular function (GO): chromatin binding
Source: RefSeq, a predicted model, not a curated record
AUUUUUCUUUCUCUUUCUGGCUUACUUAGAAUGACAAUCUCCAGGUCCAUCCAAGUUGCUGCAAAUGGUAUUGUUUUAUCCUUUUUAUGGCUGAGUAGUAUUCCAUUGUAUAAAUCUAACACAAUUUCUUUAUCCAGUCAUCUGUCAAUGGACAUUUAGGUUUCUUCCAUGUUGUGGCUAUUGUAAAUAAUGCUGCUAUGAACAUUGGGGUGCAUAUAUCUUUUAGAACUAAAGUUCCCUGUGGAUAUAUGCCCAGGAAUGUGAUUGCUGGGUCAUAUGGUAAGUCAAUUUUUAGUUUUUUGAGAAAUCUCUAUACUGUUUUCUAUAAUGGCUGCUCUGAACUACGUUCCCACCAACAGUGUAGGAGUGUCCCCUUUUCUCCACAUCCUCUCCAGCAUUUGUUUGUGGACUUCCAAAUGAUGGCUAUUCUGACUGGUGUGAGGCAAUACCUCAUUGUAGUUUUAAUUUACAUUUCUCUGAUAAUUAGUGAUAUUGAGCAUUUUUUCAUGUGCUUAUUGGCCAUUUGUAUGUCUUCAUUGGAGAAUUGCUUGUUUAAGUCUUUUGCCCAUUUUUGGAUAUUUUUAUUAAGUUGUAUGAAUUGUUUUUAUAUUCUGGAAAUUAAGCCUUUGUCAAUCUCAUCUUUUGCAAAUAUCUUCUCCCAUUCCAUAGGUUGUCUUUUUGUUUUGCUUAUGGUUUCCUUUGCUGUGCAAAAGCUUAUAAGUUUAAUUAGGUUCCAUUUGUUUAUUCUUGCUUUUAUUUCUAUUGCCUGGGUAGACUGCCCUAGGAGAGAACAUUGCUGAGAUUUAUGUCAGAUAAUGUUUUGCCUAUAUUUUCUUCCAAGAGGUUUAUAGUGUCUAGUCUUAUGUUUAAAUCUUUAAGCCAUUUUGAGUUUAUUUUUGUGUGUGGUAUGAGAGAAUAUUCUAACUAACUUCAUUGAUUUAUGUGCAGCUGUCCAGUUUUCCCAACACCAUUUGCUGGAGAGACUGUCUUUACUCCAUUGUAAAUUCUUGCUUCCUUUGUCAAAGAUUAAUUGACCAUAGGUUUGUGGGUUUAUUUCUGGGCUCUCUAUUCUGUUCCAUUGAUCUACAUCAAUGCUGUAGCUCUAUAGUAUUGUCUGAAAUCUGGGAGGGUUAUUCCUCCAGCUCUGUUUUUUUUCUUCAGUAUUAAUUUGGCAAUUCUGGGUCUUCUGUGAUUCCAUAUAAAUUUUAGGAUCAUUUGUUCUAGUUCUGUGAAAAAUGUCCUGGGUAAUUUUCUAGGGAUCACAUUAAAUCGGUAGAUUACUUUGGGUAGUAUGGCCAUUUUAACAAUAUUAAUUCAUCCAAUCCAAGAACAUGGCAUAUCUUUCUAUUUCUUUAAGUCAUCUUUAAAAGAAAGAAAGAAAGAAAGAAAAAACCUAUUGAACACACUCUGAAAUAUCAUAAUGCAUGACAAGUCACUUUUUGAAGCUACUAUAGAAACAUAUAGCUAAUGUAUUUGUAUUGAAACAUCUUACACUGUAACAGAUUGCUUUGCAAUUAAAGUUUUGUUUUAUCUAAAAAAUACUAUAUUAAAUAAAAGUGGUGAGAGUGGGAAAAAAAUAAAUAAACCUAAUUACCCCCUCAAAAAAUUUUAAAAAGGAAUUUAUACUCCAUAUCACUGUUUUUUCUUAAGUUUUACUCUAAUAUACAUGCUUUCUUAUCAUAAUUGACAUUAAAAAGACAAACCUACAAAUAUAGCUAUGUAUAUGUAUAUGUAGAUCCUUUGUACAAAGGUAUAUUUGCAAUUCUUUCUAGCUAUUUGUUUGGCCUGUGGACCAAGAGAAAAGACCAGGUUCUCUAUGCAUUUCUAAUCUUUCCAAGGAUCAUGGAUAUGAGUUCGAAUUAGGUAAUUCAGGCCUUAAGUAGAAGCCACUUAUCUGAAAUGGAAAUAAUGUGCACUGAAGAAAUGUGUAUUGAGAGGGGCUUGAUGACAAGCAACAAAGAAGGAUACCUUAGGGCUUGUUGACUUUUCUGAAAGGAAUUUGGCUAUAAUCUUAGGCUCUAAGAUUUAGAUUAAACUACAAGUAAUUUGCAAUACAUUUCCUCCUAUUACAGUGUUAGUUUCAUCUGUUGUCUAGAUUCUGUAAUUAAAAAACACGAAGUAGUUGUUGAUUCUGUUAAAUUACAGAGUAACCUUUAUUCAGAAAGUUCAAGCAUAAUUCAUUGGAAAGAAUCUAUGCUGUGCUUAAAUUUUCAGGGUUACCUUUGAAGUACACAUUUAACAAUAUACAUCCUAAGGCAAGUUCAUUUGAUCAGGUUUUGUGAAUGGUAUUCAGAGAGUGAAAAUCACUCCCCCAGGGAUACUGUGAGUAAUUAAGAUAAGCAUAGGGAUAAACAAUAGUUAUGAGAUCCUAUUCUAGAGUACACGAUGUGCCAGGGAUAUACCCUUUGCACAUUUGACAUAUUUUUAAGGAAUUGUGAGACCAUACAGAUCUCAGGAAAAUGUUUUAUUGUAAUAAUAAUAACGUCUCUUUUAAUGUAUGUAUGUAUAUACAAGUCACCCAGUUUUUUCUUCAGUUUCGCACUAUCCUAAAAAAAAAAAAAAACAAAAAAAAAACCUGUAAAUAAAUUGUAUUAGCUUCCUUUUUCCCAUUCCAUAGAAUUGCCUUAAUUAUGGACGCUGUAAAGAGAGUGCAUGCCUCAGUUAUUAAAGGAAAGUUCUCUUUAUUUUAAUUUGCAUCAAGAAAUUCAUUUCAGAUGUUGCUUCCGGGAGUCAAUCACUAUGGAUAGAAGCCUGUGGUUAACUUUUGAGGAAAUGCUGGAAUUCACUGUCUUUCUUGGGCUUUCUUUUCAAAAUAGGCCCUUUCCCCUGGUUCAGAGUCUUAGCACCCACGCAUUGGGCACCCUAGGAAAGCACCCUGACAUCGCCCACCUGGGUCAGAUAUGAAUCACAACCUUCUGCGAGUUGAUGGGCGGGUCAACACCUCGCCGAGUGCAGGCAGCAGUCACCACCGGACACUGGUGAUUGGUUGCGCGUUAAAGGCGCGGAACCAAUGAGAGCGGCGGCCCGGGAGAGUACAGGGAGCGCGCGGGAAAGCGACCAAUAUAAACUCUGGCGGGAGAUUCGUUUUCAGGGCCUUGUCCCGUGAAACACCCUCGACUGGAGUGUCAGUUGAUAGCUCUCAUCUGGUGUUCGAACAUGGUGCGGACUAAAGCAGACGGUGUCCCUGGCACCUACAGAAAAGUGGUGGCUUCUCGAGCCCCCAGGAAGGUGCUUGGUUCCUCUACGUCUGCCAAUAAUUCCACGUCGUUUUCGUCACGGAAAGAAAAUAAAUAUGCAGGAGGAAAUCCAGUUUGUGUGCGCCCAACUCCCAAGUGGCAAAAAGGAAUCGGAGAAUUCUUCAGGCUGUCCCCUAAAGAUUCAGAAAAAGAGAAUAGAAUUUCUGAAGAGGCAGGAAGCAGUGGCUUGGGAAAAGCAAAGAGAAAGUCCCUCCCUUGCACCAGCCAGGACCCGGUGAUCCUCCAGCGCCCGCGUAGCGAGCCCCGUCCAAGGCGCAGUGAUCAACGCGGGCAAGGAGAUGGCGGCCAGGCUCAGUUUGGGGCUGCUGCUUCUGGUGCUGCUCCUACCCAUGCAGAUUUAUUCGUCCGUUCUUACAACCAGCACACAAGCUCCUUCGGUCCAAACCACAACGACCGGCUGUGCCUUUCAGUCAACAGCUAGUCUCCUUGUGGUCUUGCUUGCCCUUCUACAUCUCUACGGUUAAGAGACUUGGCCAAGAAACAGCUACAGUUUACCAACCCAUCUCCUAAAGCUCGCUCCAUGCGGCAUCUACAAGUCCAGCGUGGCAAGGGGAAAAAAAAAACAGGUCUUCAUCAAAUCUACGAAUUCCACUCCUUAUUAACACAGAAAAUGUUGACAACCCCAAAUUGGACUAUUUUAAAGAGCGUCUGAAGGAUUUGACUAGAUAAUGAAUGCCAAAAUUAAAUCUGCUGGAGUUUCACGUACAAGACUGGAAAGAGCAUGGAGAAUUAAUGAUGUGAUUAAGUGUAAUUUAAGAAAUAUGGACACUUGAAACCGUACCUGGUAAAUAAUAACUUCAUAGUCAUCUAGAGAGAAAGGAUGAGCUGUGGAAUGGAGAUUCAGUUUUCAUUUUGGUUCAUGAAACUUAGGAGGCCAUAAAAUGAUUAGACAAUAUAAAAAGCUUCAGUGAUUCUGUUUAUGAUGUACACUCACCAGGUAUUACGGUAAACCUUCUAUGUAUUGUUUCAGCAAUCCUAGUGUAAUGCUGAUACACUCUGUCAGGUUUUUUUUUUUUAAAUCAGGUUUUACAUUGUUAAGUUUUCACUGUUUUUUUUUUGUAACUUUUUCCUCUGGGGCUUUGGAUUUGACAUUGCAUUUUGCUUUUUGUAGUAACAGAUGUGUGCCAGGGCAAUGAUGAAUUGGAAUCUACUACAAAUCCAAGAUUAAGUAAUCCUUGCAUAUAUAUUCAAAAUCAAAUGAUAGGUAUUUCCUAUCACACAGUCCCAUCCAAUAAGAGCGCUAGACUCAUAUAGCUGAUUUGGAUCUCUUAACUUGAUUCCAAAGAUUAGAAGUACAAUGACUUCAACCGGUCUUAAAAUACUGCUUUGUAUUUGUGCAUAUGUUGAAUAAUUUUUACAGCUUAAAAAUUGACCUGUUUUGAAGGCAUAUUUGACAGAUCUUGAAAUUAAGAGGCAAAUAUAUGAAGGAGGCAAAAAUAAUGUGUAUUGGGUUUUUGGGAAAUGAAGACUGGAAAUUUGCCUGCAUUAAAUUCACAACUGUUUUUUGCUCUUUCUGUAAAACUUGAUGAAUCAGAAUAGCUACAUGUGGAACACCUACAUCAGUCAUUAUUUUUAGAUGGUUAGAACCUGCUACUAAAUCUAAGUGGGCUUGAUUCUGGAAAGCAAAACUUUACAACUGCCUUGAUGUACAGAAACCUUUUUAGAAAUAGAUACUCCGUGAAAUCUUUAGUUCACAUGUUCACAGAAUGAUGCUUAGGUGUUAAGUAUCUAGUAUGUCCAUAGUACUCUUAGUAAGUCUCAAGCCAAUGUUUGCCAUCUUUAGAAACCUACACAGAAACAACCAGAUCCAACAGAUCUCAAGCUCUGUUAGAUCUAUGUGUGUGAGUGAACACACCCCUUUGCCUCAUAUCUGAACACUGUACAUCUGUUUUGGAUUGUACAUUGUGUUUGGAAUUGAUUUGCAUUGAACACAAACUAAAUAAAAAUAAAUGGCCAAAAGAGCAAUUAAAACGAAGCUUUUGACGUAUAAAAUGAUGUUUAUGCAUAUAAAAUGUUAAGAAUUAGUCAACAAUUUCAUAAGAUCAUUUAGUAAAUUGUUAUUGAGUGCCUACUUUCCAUCUUAUGAGAUGUUUAAAAGGAAUGUCAAAUUCUGGAGCAUUAAUCAAAUUUUAUAUUCUGUUGCUAUAUCACUAUAUGAAUCCUGGUUUCAAUAAAAUCAACAAGCAAGGAGAUACAUUUUUGGAUAGUUUUUUAAUAGACUUGUUUUCCUAUAUGUCUCCGUUAGUUCCUUCUCAUUUUCUGGCACUAUUCUUCCAUAUACUUUCUCAUGUUAAUAUGAACAAGCUAAAAGUCAAUAUUAGCUCUAGAAUAUAUGACAGUCCUCUUGAAUUAUUUGUGACUUCCAUUAAGGACAUAAAAUAUUUGGCAAUAUAGCCAAAUGUGGCUAUGCCAUUGAUCAUCAUAGCAAUAAAAUGUGUAUCACAGGCUUUUCAUCAUAUGGAGAAAGAUUACACAUACAGUCUUGUAAAGAACUUUGAUCCAUCGUAUAAUAAAAUCUGUGACAUAAAACUAGGUAAUAGAGGUUUAUAUUAUUGCUUUAGGCUUCUUAACAUUUGUUUUUGUUUGUGAGAGUUGUAAGUAUCACUUUAUUGAUGGUAAAUUGAUAGAUUUACUGUUUUUUUCUUCCAGUUUUAUUGAGACAAAACUGACAUACAGCACUGUACAAGUUUAAGGUGUACAGUCUAAUGAUUUGACUUACAUACAUCAUGAAAUGAUUAUAAUAGGUUUAGUGAACAUCUAUCAUCUCAUAUAGACACAUUAAAGAAACAAACUUUUUUUCCUUGUGAUGGGAACUCUUUCAAUAGAUUUAGUAUUGAUAGUAAAUAGUAAACUAUCAGUAUAUUAGAAGGACUUCUGCUAUAAACUCUCUAAUUUAGAGAAAUAUAGAAAAUAUAGAACAUCGCUACUCCUAUGACUUCAUAAUUCUAACAAAGGCAGGGUAAACGCCCAUCAGGUGCAUGGGGGAGAAUCAGAAUCAAGAACGACUAUCUGCUCAAAACCUUGAACAGAACUGUGAUACCUAAAGUAAAUUAAAUCAGGUCCCCCACAAAAAGAAUUUUGGGUCAUGAUAGUGUUAAGUUGUUAACUUGAUUUCAUUUCCAGGAAAGUACAAUGAAGACCUCUUGGUAAUAUAAUGGUAGGUGAGUCAAUGGUAAUCCUAUACUAAAUCAGAAAACCUUUGUUUUAGUUUCCUUCUUUGACUACCUAGCUCUAUGACCAUUCAGGCUUACUGGAUCUAAUUUGAAAACUGAUUAUUUUAGGAGAAAUCUCAUAAACCUUUAUCAGCUCUGAAAAAGAUUCUGAUUUAUGAUUAAGCUUUUAAUUGACUUCUUCUGUAUAAAAAGUAUAAUAAGUACAAAAUAGCUUUGGGAUAAUAUAAAUUAUUUUUCAAAAGCUAUGACUACCGCAUGCCAAUUUAAGACAGUUUUGGGAUUUUUCUAGUUAGGUAAUACAUUCACAUAGUUCCAAAAGGGUAUACAGUCAAAUAUGACAACUUGCUGUAUUUUCUCUGCUUGAGUGUAUUGGUUAAAAAUUUUUUUCCCCUUAAUGGAGGCACUGGUGAUUGAACCCAGAGCAUGCAGUCUACCACUGACCCCCCCCACCCCUUUUUUGCCUUUUAUUACUACAGAGUUCUCACUGAAUGAUUAUACUCCUCAUCAAUCCACUUAAUCUAUAAGGAGGUGGAUUACCCUCCUCCUCCUUAUAGAAUGCUAUAGAAAUAGAGAUUCCCUUUUAAUAAAAAUGGCAACAUAUCCUAAAGGAGACACUGAUUUGGCAAAUUCACAGGCAAAAUAAAUUAUUAAAAAUUUUAUCGCUCUAAAGGGGAGGGUAUAGGUCAAGUAGUAGAGCACAUGCUUAGCAUGCACAAGGUCCUGGGUUCAAUCCCCAGUACCUCCAUUAAAAAUAAAUAAACCUAAUUACCCUCCCUGCUAAAAAAUAAUAAAAUGGUAGGAUAAUAAAUAAAAUAUUUUAAAAAGUUUUAUCACUCUAGGAUUUGGAAUUUGUAGGGGUUUGUCAGUUACUGGAGUUUAAUUUUCUCUCAUUUCUAGUCUCUUGACCAUACCCACUGCACUGUUAAUUAAUGUUCUUGAUUUAUAUGUCUUUAAAACACUGUUUAUGUUUUGAUUUUUAAACAUUUGGCUCAGGUGACUAUUGAA